This is a messenger RNA of Trichomonas vaginalis G3, 459 nucleotides long. RefSeq names its product ribonuclease inhibitor domain-containing protein. Lineage: Eukaryota; Parabasalia; Trichomonadida; Trichomonadidae. The coding region runs from base 1 to 459 and encodes 152 amino acids. The record is from RefSeq and is a predicted model, not a curated record. The transcript has a single exon.
AUGUCUUAUCUUCCAAAGUUUUCAAAAUUGGAUUCAAUUGCAAUUUACUCUAAUUCAGAUAUUUCGGAUUUAUUAAACUUCAAAGGUUUCCAAGCUAAAGAUAUUUUCAUUAGCACAAGUAGUCCAUUAACAAUACAUAAUGGAACAUUCAAUAAUAUGAAGAAACUCAAUUCUUUAAUUAUCAAAUCCAACAAAAUUGUUUUCAAAGAGGGAUCAGUUGUUAAUUGUAAGGAACUUGUUACAUUUGAUCCAAGUUCAGAUGACGCUGUUGUUUUUGAAGCAAAUUCAAUUAAAAAUAUAGGAAUAUUAGAGUUCAAAAUUCAACCAAAUUUUCAACUUGAAAUUGGGAGCUUUUCUAAAUGUUCGGAACUGGAAAAUAUCACUUUAGCUCGUGGAGUUACAACUUUCUCUGGUGGGUAUUUUCUUGAUUGCGAAAAGAUGAGAAAUGUAAAAACCUGA